This is a messenger RNA of Eimeria necatrix, 1155 nucleotides long. Its product is annotated as RNA recognition motif-containing protein, putative. Bases 1 to 1155 code for a protein of 384 amino acids. The record is from RefSeq and is a predicted model, not a curated record. NCBI's taxonomy places the organism in Eukaryota, Apicomplexa, Conoidasida, Eucoccidiorida, Eimeriidae. Gene Ontology annotation, molecular function: RNA binding. The transcript is spliced from 2 exons.
AUGAUAGCACAGCAGCCGCUGCUGCAGCAGCUGUUGCUGCUCUGGGGGCCUGCUCUGCUGUUACUCUCGUCCUCUUUUCAUGUACUUUUGCUGCAGAUGCCUUAUACGGAAGCAUCCUCCCUUCAAGUUUGCAACUGCACCGCUUACUCGCGUACAUGCUUCACAAGAGCCCAACCAACUUGCCUUGCCUUCACAAGCCUGCUGCCGCAAGCUCUGCAUACACCCAUCGGUGGCAACAGCAGCAACAACAGCAGCAGCUGUCUUUUCUCCCGAGGUCGCUUCAGGCUACACCCGCGCCUGCGUGUGCGUCGCUUGUCCAGAGACAGCGGCAGCAGCCACGUACUUGAGUUAUCUCGGCAGCGGCUGCUGCUCCAGCGAGAGGGAGACCUCGAGAAAUACCUGAAUCUGCCGAUGCUGCCAUUUCCUGCAGAAGGAGAGGUUCACUCUCAGCGGAAAAGGGCAAAGGAGCCUUCUCCAGGGGGCCCGCUUCCCGGGCCCCUGCUGCUUUAUAGGCAGGCUAAGCAGCUCCUGAAAAAGCACAGCGGUACCAGGAACAACAGACGGGUGCUGCUGUUGCGAGACAGGCUUUCGCUGCUGCGGCAGCAGCAACAGAAGCAUUUAGUGGAUUCUCCAGAGUCUUCAGUUGCGCUGCUUAGGAGGCUUUGGGACAUACCGACAGACUCAAAGCACAUGCCGCUGCAAGCGCGGCAGCAGCAAGACAAGCACUAUGAGAAGGAGAACUUGAAGCUUCAGGAGCGGCGUACCAGGCCGUUGGGGAGCCGCUUUCUCUACAUUUGUGGCAUUGACUUGAGAGUCACAGGCACAGAUCUUGAAAACAUCUUCCAAACAAUUACGGAGCACCCCGUCUAUGCGAGGCUGCCAAGGAACAGAGAAGGUCGCCAUUUGGGCUUCGGCACUCUUGAGUUUGGCUCAACCCUAGAUGCGACGCAGUGCCUGCUACAGCUUAAUGGCAUCAAAAUCGGAAAUAGCACAAUCAGACUGGGAGAGGCAUUCGCUGCUUCGAGGAACCCUCACCGGUUGAAUCCGGAGCCGACACACCACCAACAAGUGGGACAAAGGGGAGAAGAGAGUACGGGCAAUAUGCGGCGCAAAAGGUCAAGGUACAUACACCCCUAUCCUCUUCCUUGCGGAUGA